GCGACAAUAAUUUUUAUUUGUUAGUUUUGUCCUUGUUGUCAAAACGUUACCCUUUUUACUUAAUUUUCUUUUUAACUCAUUAACAAGUUUUAUGAUACACUACUAAAAAAAUCGUAUAUUAGUAUUUUCCAUAAAACGAAAAAGGAAAAGGAAAUGAUUCUUCAAUAUUUUCAUUUUUCCGUUCUUUCCUUUUUCCAGAAGUGUAACCGUGAACGAAUAAUUGAUUAAUAAUAAAUGAAUCCAAAAAAAACUGUCCUGCUGCUUCAGAUUCUCUCCAUUUUCUUUCCUUCUUGGUGAAAUCCCUUCCUCCACAGAGUGUUAAAAAAAUCGAGUUUCCCAUUUUUGAGAUAGGCAAGUUUUUGCUUAUUGCUUGACUGGUGGGUUUGUCUCUGUUUGCUUUUCUUAGUGAAAUUCUUUUCUUUGAUUCUCUGAACUUUUCAGGGUUCACUUCUUGGCAAUCCUUUUCAAGAUUCCCACAAAAACUCACCUCAAAUUUCUUUUAGUUUCUAUUUUGCCCUUUUUGUAUUUCUCUUGCUUAGCAAUUUUUUUUUUCGUACCACCCCCUCACAUGCAUGUUCUUGGGCUUGUCUGAUCUGGAUUGGAUCACAAAGAUCUCUUUUUCCCAUUAUUUUAAUUCGUAAGCAGGGUAAGGAAAGUGGGGUGAAAGGGAGCAAGGCAGGUACUCGGGUACCUUUAUUGUUUGAGAUUCAAGGGUCUCAUCAGAAGAAGGAACAAGAAGGAAGGUGAGAUUUCUUGACUCGGUCUUAAGUUUUCGAAUUUUUGGGUUAGAACUUAAAAAGGGCUUACUUUACUUGGUGAAUUCGAUUUGUUUUUAUGGGGGAUUCUGGCUUGUGGUUUCUGGCAGUUUUGGGGCCGUGAGUUGGUUGAUUAGUUCGUUUGGGUAUUGGGAUUGGCUUGUGGUUUCUGGCAGUUUUGGGGCCGUGAGUUGGUUGAUUAGUUCGUUUGGGUAUUGGGAUUGGCUUGAGAGGAGUUUGGCUUGUUUUUAGGUUGUUUUCUUUUAAUGACAUCUUGCUUCAAUUAGGACAGUCUUGUUUGAUAGGUAGGUAGAAAAUUCUACUCCUGAGGCAUGGCGAACUUUGAUGUUUCGAAGUAUGCACAUAGCCCUGUUCAUAAAGCCAUAAUUUUGAAGGAUUAUGCCAGUCUCAGGAGUAUAAUUGCGGGUUUACCUCGGCUCUGCGACCCAGCGGAGGUUCAGACUGAAGCUAUUUCUGUUGCUGAGGAAGCCAAGGCUGAUGCCAUAUCUGCUGUGAUAGAUCGUCGUGAUGUUCCUAAUCGCGAAACCGCUUUACAUUUAGCUGUCAAACUUGGUGAUGAGACUGCAACCGAAAUGCUUAUGUUGGCGGGUGCAGAUUGGAGCUUACAAAAUGAACAGGGCUGGAGUGCGCUUCAGGAAGCUAUUUGCAGUAGGGAGGAAGCGAUUGCGAAGAGUAUAGUGAGGCAUUAUCAACCAUUGGCUUGGGCAAAAUGGUGUAGAAGGUUACCCCGGUUGAUUGGGACAAUGAGGAGAAUGAGGGAUUUUUACAUGGAAAUUAGUUUUAACUUUGAGAGUUCCGUAAUUCCUUUCAUUUCAAGAAUUGCUCCUUCAGACACUUACAAGAUUUGGAAGAGGGGUGCCAAUUUAAGAGCAGAUAUGACUUUGGCUGGUUUUGAUGGCUUCAGAAUUCAGCGUUCAGAUCAGAGCAUUCUUUUCCUUGGCGAUGGCUCAGAAGACGGAAAAGUUCCUAAAGGGUCGCUUUGCAUGAUCACCCAUAAAGAUAAAGAAAUUAUGAAUGCUUUGGAUGGUGCUGGUGCUCCUGCAACUGAAGCGGAAGUCCAGCAAGAAGUGGCUGCAAUGUCGCAGACAAAUAUUUUCAGGCCUGGGAUUGAUGUAACUCAGGCAGUUCUUUUACCUCAGCUAACAUGGAGGCGGCAGGAGAGGACGGAAACUGUAGGCUCUUGGAAAGCCAAGGUGUAUGAUAUGCACAAUGUGGUUGUCAGCAUUAAAUCAAGGAGAGUCCCAGGAGCCAUGACUGAUGAUGAAUUUUUUAAUUCUUGUAAUGAAAAUGAAACAGAAAGCGAGGAGCUUGAUGAUAUUCUGACAGAGGAUGAAAGAAAGCAACUUGAGGCUGCCCUCAAGAUGGAUACAUCUGACUCAAACACUGAGAAUGGGGAUGGGAUUAUUGCUCACCGCCAUAGUUGUUAUGAGCCUAGAGAUAUACCCAUUGAGGAUGCUAAUGGUUAUACUAAUGGAGAUAGGAAGCAAGAAAAAAAAGGAUGGUUUAGUGGCUGGAGGAGGAGGGACAAUAAAAGUGAAGCUGAUAAAAAGCUUACGCCACCUAGAAGUUCCCUAUAUGUGGAUGAGAAAGUUAGUGAUCUUCUUGGAGAUUCUCCAUCCGGAAGUCAGAUUAAACCUGGGAGGCAUUCAGUUGAGAUUGCUGUUAAGAGAGAUGAAUAUAAUGAACACCGCAGAGCUAGAGAAAACAAAGCAUCUUCAUCCAAUAGUUCGGAAAGUAAUAGUCGCCGUAAAGAUGCAAGCCGUGAGAAUGAGUAUAAGAAAGGUUUGAGGCCUGUUCUCUGGCUGUCCCCAGACUUUCCAUUGCAAACUGAAGAGCUUCUCCCAUUGCUUGACAUUUUAGCAAACAAAGUUAAAGCCAUACGGAGAUUAAGAGAACUAUUGACCACGAAACUGCCAAAGGGAACAUUUCCUGUUAAGGUUGCUAUCCCAGUGGUUCCAACAAUCCGAGUACUGGUUACUUUUACAAAGUUUGAAGAGUUGCAGCCUCUGGAUGAGUUUUCCACUCCUCCGUCAAGCCCUACAUCAGGUCGUGAGAGCCCAGCUGUAAUGCAGUCCUCUAGUUCUUCCUCGUCCUGGUUUCAAUGGAUAAAAACCCCUUACAGCCGCCCGAGUUCUUCCACAGGGGGUUCAAAUAGUCGGAUAGAGAAUGUCCAAGAUCCGUUUGCACUUCCUGCAGAUUACAAAUGGAUCACUGCUGAAGAGAAAAAGAAGAGAAUGCAAGAAAAGAGCAAACUGAAAAAGGGGAAAAAUCAGAAAUAGGAUUUCCAUGCUCUGUGAUUGUGAAUCAGUGAUCCUUUGGUGACUAAUUCUUUGAGAGAGUUCCAAGUGCCAUAAUGUUUCACCUAUCUCAUUUGUUUUUCACUUCUCCUUAUGUUAACACUUGGUAGUGAAGAAUUGAAAAUCCAGUUAAAAUCGGUGUGGGUUACAAAAAGAAUGAAAAUUGUUAUUAUUCUUGGUUCUUUUCUUCUACAUAUUGAGACAUUUUGUCCCAUUUUUCUCUAGAAAAGAGGUCCAUGUUCAGAAUGGGUGACCGUGGACACUAGUUCAACGACACACCACUCAAUUUUUUUUAACUAAAAGAAAAGGUAAUGUUUAUACUUUAUACAUUGUUUGAGGAAUUUUUGGCCAUUUUUGGGGUUCUCACCAGGC
Molecule: messenger RNA, 3445 nt
Organism: Oldenlandia corymbosa var. corymbosa
Lineage: Eukaryota; Viridiplantae; Streptophyta; Magnoliopsida; Gentianales; Rubiaceae
Source: the annotation of a GenBank genome assembly